Molecule: messenger RNA, 786 nt
Organism: Fraxinus pennsylvanica
Lineage: Eukaryota; Viridiplantae; Streptophyta; Magnoliopsida; Lamiales; Oleaceae
Source: the annotation of a GenBank genome assembly
AUGUUCCAAGCUUGCGUUUACCAAGAACCCUCCUCUAUGUACAUCACGGCAAUGUCUGUGAUGAUCCUUUUAACAACAGCAUGUUUGGCUCUGUUGGAAUUCAUAGGCAAACACCUUCAGUACUCCAAAUUUUGGAACGUCGGUUCCAAGAAAUCCCACCAGAUCUUGCUUUCUAGUAAAACUGGGAUGCUGUUACUCUACACCCCGGCAUUUCUUGCUGGUCUUGCUUCGUUUUGGAUUUUCCCAGAUGGUGGAACUAGGUUUAUGAUGGUCCAAUUUGCUGUUACUUUCCAUUUUCUCAAAAGGGAUCUUGAGGUUCUGUUUCUUCACAAAUUCAGUGGCUUUAUGGUGUUGGAUUCUGCUAUUAUUAUUUCUGUCUCCUACUUCACGGCUGCUGCAAGCAUGAUCUAUCUCCAAUACUUAACUCUAGGCUUUCAAGAGCCAUUGGUUGAUCUGAAAUAUCUAGGUCUUCUGUUGUUUCUGCUUGGAAUUUGUGGUAACUUUUAUCAUCACUGUCUUCUUUCCAAGCUUAGGGAGAAGAACGAAAAGGGCUACAAAAUUCCGAGAGGUGGUCUUUUCAGCAUUGUCAUAUGCCCUCACUAUCUUUUUGAAACUAUUAUUUUUCUAGGAAUUUCCUUAAUCUCCCAAACACCAUUUUCAUAUUCAACUGCUCUUGGCGUGGCUUUAUAUUUAGCUGCAAGGAGUUAUGCCACCAGAAAAUGGUAUCUUUCCAAGUUUGAAAAUUUUCCCAAGAAUGUGAAGUCUUUGGUUCCAUAUGUUUUCUAG